AUGGAGAAGCUUCAAGGGGAUUAUAAAACUCAGUUUGGGUUACUUAGGGAAUAUGCUGAACAGUUAAUGAAAUCGAAUCCAGGAACAACUGUUACCAUAGAUGUUGAACCAUCUAGUUGUAAGGCCAAAAGUUCAACAAGGCAGUUUAGGAGGAUUUAUAUUUGUUAUGGUGCAUUUAAGAAGGGUUUUAAGAUAAUUGGUAGAGACAUUCUAGGGUUGGACGGAUGCUUUAUGAAGGGGCCCUACCCUGGCCAAAUUUUAACAGCAGUGGGUGUUGAUGGAAACAACGGGAUUUAUCCUGUUGCUUUUGCUGUGGUUGAGUCUGAAACUACAAAGACCUGGACCUGGUUUUUAGAACAACUUACUGUAGAUCUGGAGCUGCCAAGAACUGCCAAGAACUGCCAACUUCACCUUCAUAAGCGACAGACAAAAGGUGCCAUUGUGUUAUGUAUAACUUGUUUAAAUGGAAUACUACCUGCUGUUAGCAAGGUCUUUCCUAUGGCAGAGCAUAGAUACUGUAUUCGGCAUAUACAUGAAAAUAUGAAGGCUAAUGCUAACUGGAGGGAUGAUAAGAUAAAGGGUCUAUUCUGGAAUGCUGCUUCUGCAACAACAGUUCCUUGGUUUGAUCAUGCAAUGCAAGAUAUCAAGAUGGUAGAUAAGAAGCUGCAUGACUGGUUGAGACAGAUCCCAGUGAAACAUUGGAGCCGGUGUCAGUUUAGUGGUAGGCCAAAGUGUGACAUUCUUCUAAACAACAUUUGUGAAGUCUUCAAUAGGCAGUUGAUACAUGCUAGGGAUAAACCAAUCAUUACCAGUCUAGAGUGCAUCAGGGAAUACCUAAUGAAGAGGAAUCUUGUUGUACACAAGCUGAUUGCAAAGAGCAAAGGUCCUCUAACCCCCUAUGCAACUGAAGCCCUAGACAAGAUCACACAAGAAGCUGCUGAGUACACUGUUAUCUUUAACUCUAUCUCCAAGUAUCAAGUUAAUGGGCCAAGAGACAACAAAGUAGUGAACUUGGUGGAGAAAAGUUGCACCUGCAGAAGAUGGGACUUGACUGGCAUCCCUUGCAAGCAUGCAGCUGCUUGUAUAUGGAACUUGGCCUUACAUGGCAAGGAUGAUGGUGUAUUGGAGAAGUGGGUUGAUAAAUCAUACUGGAUGCAGACUUGGAAGGAUGUGUAUUCCCAUGUAAUUGAUUCAGUAGAUGGUCAAGACUUAUGGACACCUUCCACAUGCCCUACUAAGCUGCUUCCACCAAAGCACCACAAGCAAAUAGGCAGGCCAAAAAAGAAAAGGAAGAAAUCUGCUGUGGAAAUAACUGAGUUGACUCAAUAG
Helianthus annuus (common sunflower) is the source of this 1329-nucleotide messenger RNA. RefSeq lists its product as uncharacterized. The record is from RefSeq and is a predicted model, not a curated record. Gene Ontology annotation, molecular function: zinc ion binding. The transcript is spliced from 3 exons. Bases 1 to 1329 code for a protein of 442 amino acids. NCBI's taxonomy places the organism in Eukaryota, Viridiplantae, Streptophyta, Magnoliopsida, Asterales, Asteraceae.